UAUAAAUCUCCCCCAGUCAUUAGAUAUCAGAGUUCAUCUCCUCAAAUUUAUUUAUUCCAUGAAGAUAUAAAUUAUUUUGUUUAACCAUAUAAGGCAGGAGGAAAUCUUUGUCAUUCUCUCUUUAAGAACAAAAGUCCCGCUGCGGGAAAUUUUCCUGUUAGAACCUCGCCAUUAUGGAGGAGCAAGCGGCAGUGGAUUUCGUACAUGAGAACGGACAGCAUGUAAUGGAUCCUGGAGCAAUCGAACGCGGUGGUUUAAACCAUUCAGCACUGGAAGCGCUGCUGUUGGAUCCUGGUACAUUAGGCGGACAUGUUAUUCCCGGUUUAAUGUUACUGCUUUUCGGUUUUUUGUGGACCUUCAACAUCCUUUACAAGUACCACGUGGCCAGAAAAGGAGCUAUUUUGCUUGGCAGAAGCAAUUACACAUUGCAUUAUAGAAGCAGGCUCUUUUCAACGCACCACACUGGCCACUGUACUAAUUCUUCAGUCGAAGCCUACGUCAUGGUGAUUUGUACAACGCUUGGCUUCAUUGGUGAAAUCAUAAUGGGGUUCAGUGGAGGCGAGUUCGUAGUGAUAUCCAACACGCAUCACAUGUGCAUGUAUUUCUUCUACGGGCUGACAGCCCUCACUCACAUCCUCAUGUGCCGCAAGCAUCCCAUCCCUGCUGACUCCGACUACGCGAUGUUCAUCGUCGCAUGCAUCGUCAAGGCGCUGCUGUUCCAGGGCCAUGUCAACGGUCGAGAACCGAUCAAUGCUCAGGUACACAUGUUUCUUGUGUACGCUAUUCUUCUGACAACAAUGUUCACGCUAAUGGAGUUGGCUGCUCCUCGCAACGUUCUUCCCAGCCUUGGAAGAACCUUCUGCAUUCUAGUCCAGGGUUAUUGGUUCUGCACGGCAGGCUUCAUAUUGUAUCCCCCAUCGUUCAUGCCAACUUGGGAUGACCACAACCGAGCACAAAUGGCGCUGCUACCAACGUUAUUUGUCGUCAACAUUGCUGUGACAUGUGUAAGUGCACUGGCAAUUAAUUACGUCGUAGCGUCGCGCGUAAACUCUAUUAACGCGCAAACCAUAAGCCGGAUUUUGAACAAUUCUGAAAAGAGAGGUCCUCAUACGUUGUUAAAUAAUGAAACUGGGAAGCCUCUGAUUUCUGAUUCCGAUUGUGAGUGCUAGAAAAUAUUUGGCUGUUCAUGUUUUUGUGAGACGUAGUGAUAAGGCAAAAAUACGAAUAGCCAUUAAUAAUCUUUAAUCGAUUAAAGUAGAUUCGUGCAAAAUGAAAUAUUAUAUAAAAGGUAACUAAAAUAUAUAAGCUAGUUUCGUUCACUGUGCUGUUAUUUAUAGAGUAUUUUAUUUAACAUAUUAUGCAGUACUAAUUCCACGCACUUAAAAUUCGUCACGGUUUUGAAAUGUAAUUUUAAGUUAUAUGUUAAGGGUAAUUACACGAAUGUACUCAUUACACUGAAUUUGAGAUUCAAUAAACUUAAAUAUCAACGAGUAAUUUUUGCAGUGAUCAGACAGAACCUGAAAAAAAACUCAUGCCAUGCCAGCCUGCAAAAAACGUAUUGAAAAAUCUUGACGGAAAAUAUUGCAUCUAUCAUGGUACAAUAAGAUAAAUGGCUUCUCGACCUAUUUGGGUUCAAAAAAGUAAUUAUUGCACGAAGAAGGGCGUCAAGGAUAUUGGCAAAUUCAAGAAUUUAUGUCGACAGAGAGAUGUAUAUUUAUGUGUAAGAAGUGCAUAUGAGGCACGUGUGCAGCAGCCAGCAUAGUCCAUAAAAAUUUUUUCUCAUGCUGAGAAAUAUUUUGUUUAAGGAAGCCAAGAUAAACACGCACCAUAUGACAUUGGCAUUAUCACUGAUGUAUAAUGCAAUAACUAAAAAAACGGAGAUCACACCAUACGGAACAGUUUUGUUCACGAUAUUUGAAAUCACUCGUUGGUAAUCCUUGUAAAAAUUCUAGUUAAAGACUCGCCUAAGUCUAAUCCAGUAACGAAGAUUACAUUAGAAGACUUUUUUAGGUUUCUAAGGCAUUAGGCAACGCCAUUUAGUAAAUAUUAUAAUUUUAUCAAAUUAAAUUCUUUUAUAGGUAAGACCUGCAAAAUGAACUAUGUAAUGUAUCGCGUAAAUUCCAGUAUUAUACUUGUCCUUCGACAAAAAUUAAUGCUGGAAUAAAUAUGGGAAUAUCCUAUGAAAACUAACCAGGUUUUUCAAGUUUCUUCGAGAACUGUGGCUUCCCUGUUUUUUAGGAUAGUUUUUCAUCCAAAUUCGACAUAUCUUCGAGCGCUCCUCAAACCUGGAAGAGCUUGCACCCGCGCUGCGUUGAGUCCCUGCAUCGCUUAAUCGUUGUGUUGUAAAAACUUGCGCAUAGGCUGGAUGCGAUGAGCAAAAACUGGAACUUGGUUGAAGCUUGUUACUUUCUCCGUUAUCUUAUUAUGAAAAUUUUAAAAUGAUAGCAGUUUUGAAAUGGUUUAUA
Molecule: messenger RNA, 2465 nt
Organism: Hyalella azteca
Lineage: Eukaryota; Metazoa; Arthropoda; Malacostraca; Amphipoda; Hyalellidae
Product: transmembrane protein 45A
Exons: 5
Coding region: 174-1169 (331 amino acids)
Source: RefSeq, a predicted model, not a curated record